Molecule: messenger RNA, 2913 nt
Organism: Fusarium redolens
Lineage: Eukaryota; Fungi; Ascomycota; Sordariomycetes; Hypocreales; Nectriaceae
Exons: 2
Coding region: 1-2913 (970 amino acids)
Biological process (GO): protein dephosphorylation
Molecular function (GO): protein tyrosine phosphatase activity
Source: RefSeq, a predicted model, not a curated record
AUGACGUCGACUACCCCGAUUACCGCCUUCGCUAUGCAUGACUCCAGGACUGGCGACCGGACGCCAUUACACUAUACAAUGAAGACUCCUGCACGACACUCUCCCGGCGGACAGCCUCAUUCUAAUAAUAUUUCACAUUCACGAUCUAAUUCGUAUAACAUCAACCACUCUCACUCUCAGACACUUCGACCAACUAAACAAACAAAAUCCUCGACCCCUCUCGCCUCUCCCCGGAUGCCAUACUCAGUCGGCCAGAAUCAUCCUCCGCCCAAGCUCUCGCCUCGUGUCGUCUCCGACAACAGAUCACCGAGCCCUAAUUAUUUUGGUCUCAUCGUCGAAUCAGCCAAUGAACGUGGUGACUCCUCCUUGGGGCUCCCUAACGAGAAUUGGAGCCCAUCAUCAUCCGUAAAAUCCUUCCAGGCUGCGAUUCCUAAGCAGGUUCCUCUUGAUGCCAAUCCCGAGUUCGAGGCCUUUAAGAGACAGGCUGACUUCAACCGGGGCAAGUCGUUCGCUCUCUCCACCAGUCACUAUGCUCAGCCGUCAGUGACAUCAAAUGGAGUUGCACCUGUGCGCCCUCGACCUCCAAGAUGGCACACCCAUGGAAGUGACACUGGCGGCCCAUCGCCCUUUGGCCGUGGCUUGAGCUCUGCCAAUGUCCGACCAGCCAGCCGAAUGGAUGUCGACCAGGACAGCAUAGGGGACUCGGCCUAUGUUUCCUCAGACUCGAAGCGUAACUCCGAAUCAUCUCUCUACGGCCAUGUUCCAGCUCUUAAUAUGCCCCGAUUUGACUCCCCGCUACCAAUGGACCCUCUGCAGCAAAGAACGAGUCUAACUCGAUCUGAAGAUCGCGACCCUCGGCUAUCUGUAAUGGAGCAUCGCCCCGAUCCUCCUGAUGCUCGAGAUAUGAGACGCUCGGCAACAGUACCAGCAACUCUGGAGCCUGGACAGCCUCACAUGAUCACAGGCCAACAACUACGGGAUAUUCUCCAGAGUGUGAAGCCAGAAAGAUUGCUUAUUCUUGACCUUCGAUCAUCACAGAACUACGCCCAGGCCAGGAUUCAAGGUGCUCUCAACCUUUGCAUACCCACUACACUUCUCAAACGAGCCACCUUCAACAUUCAGAAACUUAAGCAGACUUUCCAGAUUAGCUCUGACUCAGAGAAGUUCUCUACUUGGCAGGACACUGACUACAUCGUUGUUUAUGAUGCUCACGCUUCCGACAAGCGCGAUGCUAUUACCGCUCAGAACAUGAUCAAGAAGUUCACGAGCGAGGGGUAUACUGGUGGCACCUGUAUCCUGAAGGGCGGCUUCAACUCUUUCCAGGAGAACUUCCCCGACCUGGUCGACUACCAAUCAGCAACUGGAUCUCCUGGAAAACCCGGUCCUGGUCACGGAGGAAUUGCACCUGUCAUUGGCGGAGUCAUGCUUCCCAAUGCCAACAACGACGUCAAUCCGUUCUUUUCCAACAUUCGCCAGAACAUGGAUCUCGCAGAUGGUGUUGGUCAAUUGGAUGUAUCACGACCUUCAGCCCUUGACUCACCUUCUCUUCCCCGCUGGCUUCGAGAGGCCGCCGCGAAGCCUGACCACGGAAAGAAGGUUUCGGACAAGUUCUUGCACAUCGAGGUUGAUGAACAGUCUCGAAUGAAGGCGGCAUAUGCGGCUUUCAACCCCCAGAACAAGGAUAAGCGAAGUCAGGUACAGCUCUGUGGUGUUGAGAAGGGAGUCAAGAAUCGAUACAAAGAUAUCUUGCCUUUCGAGCAUGCUCGAGUGAAGUUGCAAGAGAAGCCUGAAGGUUCAUGCGAUUAUAUCAAUGCAAGCCACCUCAAAGCUUCCCGAAGCAACAAGCAGUAUAUCGCCACUCAGGGACCCCUGCCCGCCACUUUCGAGGACUUUUGGUCUGUUAUUUGGCAGCAAGAUGUGCGUGUUGUCGUCAUGUUGACUGCAGAGUCUGAAGGCGGGCAGCUCAAGUGUCAUCCUUACUGGAAGGGCAGAGACUUUGGAGCUAUUAGACUCAAGCUUCUGUCUGAAAAAAAGGUAUCCCUUGACAUCGACAAGCAUAGGUCCGAUCCCCAUCACACGCCAUCGGCUUCGGCCAGCGAACAGGGACGCAAGCGCGCAAACACCACGACAACAUUCGAGUCUUCGACACCUACACCAAGACCAACCCAAGGCCCCACAGAGACGCCCUACGUAAUUGUUCGCAAGUUUGCACUCUCUCAUACCGCUCAUCCUUUUGCGCCCAUUCGAGAGAUUACUCACUUGCACUUCCCAUCAUGGCCUGACUUUGGCACACCUGCACAGCCUUCACACCUGUUGGCGCUGGUUGAGCUGGCCAAUGUCAUGCAGCGUUCUGCUUUGCCUGUUGAGACUUCUUCAGUGGUGGGAGCCAAGAUUACGUCACUUGAGUCACUUCCUAUUACAUGGUACGAUGAGCCCGAGGCCAACUCUCGGGCACGACCAAUGCUGGUACACUGUUCUGCUGGAUGUGGUCGUACUGGAACAUUCUGCACUGUCGACAGUGUUAUUGAUAUGUUGAAGCGUCAGCGACAGGCCAAGAUGGAUUCGGUACGAUCUCGUGAUCAUGACGGAGAUGUCAAUAUGGGCGAGAACGGGGACAUGUCACCCCGCUCUACCAAGCUCUUUAACUUUUUCACCCCUGGUCAGAGAUCCAACAUGGAGAGAAAGGUGGCUCGAGGCGGUGCAAACAUCAACAUCGACUGGUUAUACGACGAUAGCGUGGAUCUUAUCCAGAAGACAGUGGAGGAUUUCCGAGAACAACGACUCAGCAUGGUGCAGAGCCUGCGGCAGUAUGUUCUCUGCUAUGAGACAGUACUCGAAUGGGUAACGAGGAUGAAUGAGCGAGCGUCAAGCGCUCCAAACGGACGACUACGAAGUGGCAGCCUUCGCCACUAA